Messenger RNA from Linum tenue, 464 nucleotides. The record is from the annotation of a GenBank genome assembly. NCBI's taxonomy places the organism in Eukaryota, Viridiplantae, Streptophyta, Magnoliopsida, Malpighiales, Linaceae.
AGUAAUUUAACCAAAGCAAUGAAGUUCAAUCCCUUUCCCUCUUCCUAUCGUGUUCCAUGUCUCCGCCAAAGGCCUUCUUUGGGGAAAAAAUCCCUAGCUUUUCAUCGACAGCUUUCUUCUCCUAAUCAAUCUGACUCCUACAAAUCCAGCACCAUUACCGCUUGCCUUAUCAUCAUCGUCGGCAUUGGAGGUCGUAGCUGUUUAUCCCGCCGCUCGCUUUCUUCAUCAGCAUCUCAGCUCCCAUCGUCGACGCGACUCGCGACACUCAAGAAGCAGGUGGUAUCAGGUCUAUAGAUUCGCCAUUGAAUGGCUUGGGAGCUGACGGGUUUCAAGAAAUGCGACAGUAGCAGAGCCUUUUUCCUGUGCUAGCUCCAAUUCGCCCGCUGGAUAAGUGGCGAAUUUCGUUCCCCUGUCUACUCCCUCUAAACUGCAAUCUCCGGUUGGGAAAGUAACAUAGGUAUUCA